Messenger RNA from Rhincodon typus (whale shark), 2159 nucleotides. Its product is annotated as mucin-5AC-like. Lineage: Eukaryota; Metazoa; Chordata; Chondrichthyes; Orectolobiformes; Rhincodontidae. The record is from RefSeq and is a predicted model, not a curated record. The transcript has 3 exons. The coding region runs from base 1 to 1878 and encodes 625 amino acids.
AUGGGAGUGCCCCAAACCGUCUCGCCUCGCCGUCCACCCAGCUUACAAACGCCCAGCUUGGCACACGGCUCAGCAACCAGUCUGCCACCAAGUCUAUUGCUCUACCUGCCACUCAGCCUGGCAUCCAAUCCACUGCCCAGCCCAUCACCUGGUCUACUGCUCAGCCUGCUGCCCAGCAUGCCACCAAGUCUGGCGCCCAGCCUGCUGCCCAGCACGCCACCAAGUCUGGUGCCCAGCCUGCUGCCCAGCACGCCACCAGGUCUGGCGCCCAGCCUGCUGCCCAGCACGCCACCAAGUCUGGCGCCCAGCCGUGCGGCCCAGCACACCACCAAGUCUGGCACCCAGCCUGCUGACCAGCACGCCACCAAGUCUGGCACCCAGCCUGCUGACCAGUAUGCCACUCAGUCUGGCACUCAGCCUGCUGUUCAGUCUACCACCCAGCCUGUCACUGAGUCUGGCACCCAGCAUGCUGCCCAGCAGGCCAUCAAGUUUUACACCCAAACUGCUGCCCAGCCUGCCACCCAGUCUGGCACCCAGCCUGUAGCCCAGCAUACCACCCAGUCUAGCACCCAGCCUGUGGCCCAGCAUACCACCCAGUACACCAUCAAGGCUGGCACCCAGUCUGUUAUCCAGUUCACCACCCAUAUUGGCACAAUAUCUGCCAUCCAGUACGUUACCAACUCUACUGACAAGCCUGCCACUCUGCCUAUCACCCAGUCUACGCAGUCUGACACCCAGUCUACUGCCCAACCCACCACCCAGUCACCCAUCCAGUCGAACGCACAAUUUUCCAGCCCAACAACAGCCAAAACUACCACCCCGUCUGCUGCCCCAAAUGGGACGCAGACCUCGGUUGCCUCCUCCCCCAUUGUCCUGAUGGGCUCCUCUCAAAUCUCCAUCAGUGACUCCAGCCACUCUGGGCAUACCGCAGCCGCCCCAGUCACCAUUGGUGAGGGGGCAGAGAUCAUCGUCGCCAACUUGGACAGCAAAGUAAAAGAGACCGCCAUCCCCAUCAUCCUAAAAGCUGGGGAUGAGAUCAUCGUUGCUAGUUUGGACAACACUGGGAACAACAGCAGUCCUCCUGACAACAUCAGUAGCCAGACGGAAAUCAUCAUCUCCAAUGCUGAGGGCUCAGAAAAUGCAACGUCUGCUUCCAUUGUCCUCAGCAGUGGGGACGAGAUUGUGGUCGCCAGUUCUAAUGGUGCUUGGACUGAAACGGCUACUUCCAUCUUGCUCAGCAACGAAACCGAAAUCAAAAUUGCCAGCAUAAAAGAUAGCGAACACCCGAUUGUUUUAGACGGUGGUUUGAAAGUAAUAACUGAAUAUUAUUCAGAAAUGGCAGAGACAGAGGCCAAGCAGGCACGCACAUCUGUCAUCCCAGAGACUUCGGUUCCCAUUAUUCUUACCGGAAGCAAAGCCACUGUGGUGGUCCCAGGCAAGAGUCCCACAGUACAAGAGGCCGUGAUUUCGCCCCACAUGGCCAUGACUAUCGUUGUCUCGUUAGACACCUCUUCUUAUACAUGGGCCCAGUGGAGUGACUGGUACUGCAACUGCCUCAAUAGCAGCAUGUCACGAAUCCGGGGCAUUAUGGACAAAGAGACAGGUGCCAUCCUCCACGCCAAGGACUACCAGCCAAGUUAUUUCCAAAGAGAGCCUUGUAACUAUAAGGUCUGCCAGUGCAGCCAGGAGGACAAGCAGUGCAACGCCACUAAUGUCACCUGUUUAGAGUCCAACCCAUAUGACUGUGUACUCAAUGACAUCGCCUAUCAGGGUGUUUUGGACUCCAAGCAUUACUGGAAUAAGUUGCAAAAGGGAGUCCAGGCCCUUUAUCACAAAAUUAAAACGUUCUUGAGGAAAAAUGCAAAUGAGGAGACAUAGUCAAUGAGAUAAGUGGAUGACUGCACAGUAAAUCAGGAACGGAAGAACUUGUUCAAUCACUGAAGCCAACCCACCGACCAUGAUCGAGGUCACCAAAACCAGGGAUCAAAUGAAAUCAUCACAAUAAGUGAGAUGGUCACAGGAAAGACUUCUGGCAGAACUUCUCUCCAGUGACUCAUUUAUUUCAGUAACCACUCGGUGAAACAUUUUACCUGAUUUCACUUCUUACUGCUAAUUUCAGCAUUUUAAAUUUAUUUUCCGGUCUGUACUUCUAACUACAA